AUGUUCAUUCUCCCGGAGGCGCAUGACUCUCCGAAAGACGGCCAGCAACAGAAUAUGGCAGCGACAAAGGUUGGCUUUGGCGAAGCUGCGCUGUUCGAGAAGCAGCGGUACAGCGCGAAGCGGUCGCCUGGGAGAGUUAUCCACGUCCUCAUCGCUGCUGUGAUCAUCACUGCCCUUCUCGUAAAGACCGGCAGCCUUGGGACCGUCUUGGGGCAUCGAAACCCGGCUAAGCAACUCAAAAACAUCCAGAAAUGCUCCAUCGACACUCUGCACAAGGACCUUUCAUUUCUCGACAACGCGAGGCCGAUCCAGGCUGCAGAGUUCAUCCAAAGGCGGGAUAGGCUUGCGCGAGCCCUCGACCAGAAUGGCGUAGACGCCUUCGUCCUGGAGCCGGGAUUCACCUUCCAAUACUACGGCAAUGUUUCUCAACCGGAUUGGGAGCCAGGGGAGGCCGAGGAGCGUCCCUUUUUGAUGCUCGUGCUUCCCCAACGCGCGUCCGACGGCUCCGUGUCUGCCAAGACGGCGUUUCUCGCGGCUCACUUCGAAGAAGGCCGCGCGCGCAUGCUCGGCAUUCCCUCGCGCGACGAGGAGCUCGACAUUGUCAUCUGGGAGGAACAUUGGAACCCGUACAAGACGCUGCUGGAGUCGCGACUCUUCGCGGGCAAGAAGGAGAAGCAGCCGACGCUCAUGGUCGAGGAGGAGAUGCGCGACUUCAUCGUGCGCGGCUUGCAAAACAACGGGUUCAAGACCGUGGGCCUCUCCCCGGAGGCGGAGCUGGUGCACCAGACCAAGUCGCCCGCCGAGAUUGAAAUCAUUCGCGCCGUCAACACGGGCACCAUUGUCGCCGUGCGCGCCGUGCGAACCUGCCUCGUGCCCGGCCUGACGGAAGACGAGGUCACGGCGAUCCUGGACAACACGUUGCUCUCGAUGGGCUUCGUGACCGUCUUCAACAUCAUGCUCUUCGGGGAACACGGCGCGCUGCCCCACGGCGGCUUCGUCACCGGCGGCAAGAAGCUCACGCUUGACAGCGUCGUCAUCAUCGACGUCGGGGCGCGUUACCUGGGCUACACGUCCGACAUUUGCCGCAGCUUCCUCAUCGAUCCGCCCAAGGGGCGGCGCGUCCCCGAGGAUCCCCUCCGGGCUGAAAAGGAAAAGAUUUGGCGAAUUGUCUUCGACGCGCAGACGGCGGCUUCCGAGGCCAUGAGGUGGAACAACACGGCCGCGAGCGUGGACAUUGCCGCGCGAUCCGUCAUCGAUGCUGCCGGUUACGGAGAAUUCUUUACGCAUCGGGUUGGCCAUAGCAUUGGCAUCAAAGCGCACGAGUCGCCGUACCUGAACAAGUGGAAUACUGUGAAGCUCAGUCCUGGGAUGACAUUCACGAUCGAGCCAGGCAUUUACCUCGAGGGGAAAUUCGGCAUGAGGCACGAAGACAUUUACAGGGUCACGGAAACCGGCGAUGCCGAGCUGUUGACUGGGCGACGCGCGAGAGGCCUGUACGAUCCUUGAAAAAUGGG
This is a messenger RNA of Purpureocillium takamizusanense, 1514 nucleotides long. RefSeq lists its product as uncharacterized. The transcript has 2 exons. Lineage: Eukaryota; Fungi; Ascomycota; Sordariomycetes; Hypocreales; Ophiocordycipitaceae. The record is from RefSeq and is a predicted model, not a curated record. The coding region runs from base 1 to 1506 and encodes 501 amino acids.